Molecule: messenger RNA, 4299 nt
Organism: Prunus mume (Japanese apricot)
Lineage: Eukaryota; Viridiplantae; Streptophyta; Magnoliopsida; Rosales; Rosaceae
Source: RefSeq, a predicted model, not a curated record
AUGUCCGAAUCUGACCAGGAGCAAAGUUCACCUGAGCCACUUUCACCAAGAACCGCUGCUGUACGUGCUGGUUUGAGGAGGAAUUAUAGUUCUUCAAGCGCUGAUUCUAAAAGUUCCGAAUCUGAAGGUUCAAGCACGAUGGCAGAGAUUCCGAACAACAACAAUAAUGUUGAAGGAGGUGGUGCACUUGUUGUCCAACCUCAAAAACCCCUGCGUGAGUUUUCUAUUCCCAAAGUCAGCGAUCAACCUUUGUGCAUCGUCUAUCCUCAACUCACAGUUGACAGGUUUGAGCUUAAAAGUGGUAUGAUUCAUCUUCUUCCAACUUAUUAUGGUAAUACCACUGAGGAUCCUUACAUGCAUAUUAAGCAAUUUUUUGAAAUAUGUGCUGCGAUCAAAAUUCAUGGCCUUGAUGAUGAGCAGAUUAAGAUGAGGCUACUCCCAUUCAGUUUAAAAGAUAAGGCUAAGUCUUGGUUAUACUCUUUGCCUGAUGCUUCAAUUCGUACUUGGUAUGAGCUUUCUAAUAAGUUUUUGCAGAAAUUCUUUCCGGCUCAAAAGACUAACAAGAUUCAAAAGGAAAUCCUUGGUUUCACACAAAAGGAAGGAGAAGCUUUUCAUGAAUGUUGGGAGAGGUACAAGGAGAUGAUAAGUUCUUGCCCACACCACAACAUAGAGAGUUGGAUGCAAAUGCAAUCUUUCUAUGAAGGUUUGCUUGAUUCCGAAAGGAUGAUGGCAGUGACUGGCCCUCUAGGAAACAAAGUAGAAGUUCAAGACCAAUCUUUUGCAGAGCACAUGCUAGAACAAGCAAAUGCCCUUCAAGCAAGGAAUCCUAAUAAUGAUCCUUACUCAAACACGUACAAUCCGGGGUGGAGAAAUCAUCCUAAUUUCAAGUGGAGCAAUAACUCAAAUGUGCAACAAUCUCAAGGACCUCCCCCAGGAUUUCAAAUACAACAAAGGCAAUUCCAGCAUGCUCCCCAACAAGUGCAAGAGCAAAGGGGUGAUCAAAUGGGAGAAUUGCAAGACAUGUUCAAGAAGUACAUGGGGAUUGCAUCCUCCAUGAGCAAUAGAGCAUCCGGAACUUUCCCAAGCCAAACAGAGGUGAAUCCAAGGCAUCAAGAGCAUGCUAAAGCAAUACACAUCUUAAGAAGUGGUAAACAAGUUGAUAACAAGGUUGGAGAUGUCAACGAAGAGCAAGAAGAUGGAGAAAACGUGGAGAUCAUUCAGCCACCACAUGGGCAGCCCACAGCUUCCAACAAACAGCCCCUCAAUGCUCCAGGAAAGAGCACAGGCCCUAAGGUAUCAUCUAAUGCUAAUCAAGUUCCAAUUUCAACUAAUGCUUUUAGGCCUAUUGCACCCUUUCCCAGCAGGUUAUCAAAGUCAAAGAAAGAUCAAGACUUGGAUGAGAUAAUGGAAACAUCCAAGAAGGUGCAAAUCAACAUCCCAUUGCUCAAUGCCAUUGCUCAGAUUCCAAAGUAUGCAAAAUUUUUGAAGGAUCUAUGCACUAACAAGAGGAGAUUCAAAGAGCAUGAACAAGUUGCAUUGAGUGAAGAGGUAAGUGCAGUGUUACAAAGAAAGCUACCUCCAAAGCUAAAGGAUCCAGGUUCAUUUUCUAUACCUUGUAUAGUUGGUGAUUUUAAGUUUCAAAAAGCUUUGCUUGAUCUUGGUGCUUCUAUAAACCUUAUGCCAUAUCAUGUUUAUGAAAAACUUAACCUUGGUGAGUUGCAAGCCACAUCUGUGAGCAUUCAAUUGGCAGAUAGAACUAUUAGGUACCCUAAAGGCAUUCUAGAAGAUGUUUUGGUGAAAGUGGAAGAGCUAAUUUUGCCAGCAGAUUUCUUGGUGUUGGAAAUGGAAGAAGCACCAAUUCAUGACAAUCAGUUACCACUCAUUCUAGGUCGGCCAUUCAUGGCAACUGCCGGUGCUAUUAUUGAUGUGAAGAAGGGUACAUUGACCAUGAACGUGUUUGAUGAGACAAUAGCAUUCAAAGUUAAAUAUGCUUAUUUAGGUGAAAAUGAGACUCUACCUGUUAUCAUUGCCUCACACCUCGAACCAAAUGAUGAGAAGAAGCUUUUGAGAGUUCUAAAAGAGCACAAAACCUCAAUUGGGUGGAGCAUUGCAGAUAUCAAAGGCAUAAGCCCAACACUGUGCAUGCACAAGAUAUUAUUGGAAGACAACGCAAUGCCUAAGAGGGAUGCCCAAAGACGUCCUAAUCCAAACAUGAAGGAGUUGGUAAGGAAAGAGGUAAUGAAGCUUUUAGAUAUUGGUAUUAUUUACCUUAUAUCUGAUAGUAAAUGGGUGAGCCCAGUGCAAGUUGUCCCCAAGAAGUCAAGUAUCACAGUGGUGAAGAAUGAAGCAAACGAGCUUGUACCUACACGGGUGACCACGGGAAUCGAGGUAGAUAAAGCUAAGAUUGAUUUGAUUGCCUCUAUGCCCUCACCUACUUCUGUCAAAGAAGUGCGUUCUUUCCUUGGCCAUGCAGGUUUCUAUAGCCGUUUCAUUAAGGAAUUUUCUAAGAUUGCGAGGCCUUUUUAUGCCGUUGGAGCUGUUUUGGGACAGCGAGUUGAUAAGAAGCCACAUGCCAUCUACUAUGCUAGUAGAACCCUCAACGAUGCCCAACUUAACUAUUCCACAACAGAGAAGGAGUUAUUAGCUGUCAUAUUUGCUUUAAAGAAGUUCAGAUCAUAUUUGAUUACUAACAAGGUUAUUGUUUACACUGAUCAUGCAGCAUUAAAAUACUUGUUAGCCAAGAAGGAUGCCAAGCCACGACUCAUUAGAUGGAUUCUCUUGUUGCAAGAGUUUGACUUGGAGAUAAAAGAUAAGAAAGGAAGUGAGAAUGUCGUGGCUGAUCACUUGAGUAGAUUGGUACAUGUAUCUAACGAAGAGGAGGAUUCAUUGCCAUUGCGUGAAAGCUUCCCUGAUGAGCAACUCUUCUCCAUUUGUGCUUUGAAUUCCCUCAAUCCAUUGCCUUGGUUUGCUGAUAUUUUUAACUAUUUGUGCACUAAUGAACUCCUUACAGGGUUAUCUACAUUCCAACGUGACAAGCUUAGGAAGCAAGCAAGAUACUACUUUUGGGAUGAUCCAUAUCUAUUCAAGCAUUACCCAGACCAAGUAAUUCGAAGGUGUGUGCCUGAAGGUGAUUUUAAGAGCAUUCUAGAGUUUUGUCACUCCCAUGCAUGCGGAGGCCAUUUUGGAGCAAAGAAGACUGCCAGCAAAGUGCUACAAUCAGGUUUCUUUUGGUCUACCUUUUUUAAGGAUGCGUAUGUUUUUUGUGCUUCAUGUGAUAGAUGCCAACGGAUGGGUAAUUUACAUGCUAGAAAUUAGGUGCCUCUCACCAAUAUCCUAAUCAUUGAAAUAUUUGAUGUUUGGGGAAUUGAUUUCAUGGGCCCUUUUCCCACCUCUUAUGGAUUUGAAUAUAUAUUAGUUGCUGUCGAUUAUGUUUCUAAAUGGGUAGAAGCCAUUGCCACUAGAAUUAAUGAUGCUAAGAUUGUGAUCGGUUUUCUCAAAGGAAAUAUUUUUACAAGGUUUGGCACACCUAGAGCAAUCAUUAGUGAUGGUAGCUCCUACUUUGUUAACCAAGCUUUUGCAGCACUCUUGAAGAAAUAUGGAAUCACGCAUAAGGUGGCAACACCCUAUCAUCCCCAAACUAGUGAGCAGGUUGAGAUAAGCAAUAGGGAGAUUAAGCACAUACUUGAAAAGACAGUGAACACCACAAGGAAGGAUUGGUCCAUGCGUUUGGAUGAUGCACUGUGGGCUUAUAGGACUGCUUAUAAGACUCCUAUAGGUAUGUCUCCGUAUAGGCUUCUUUUUGGUAAACCUUGUCACUUACCAGUGGAGCUUGAGCACAGGGCUUAUUGGGCAAUCAAGGCCUUCAAUUUUGAUAUGAAAGCUGCUGGUGAGAAGAGGAGGCUUCAACUCAAUGAGUUGGAGGAGUUGCGACAUGAAGCGUAUGAGAACGCUAAGCUUUACAAGGAGAAAACAAAGCAAUAUCAUGACAAGAAAAUUCUUAGGAAGACGUUUGAGAAAGGGCAGAAGGUUCUCCUAUUCAAUUCACGCCUUAAGCUCUUCCCAGGUAAGCUUCGUUCUCGGUGGAUUGGCCCUUUUGUUAUUACUAAUGUGUUUGAUCAUGGCGCAGUGGAGAUUCAAAAUAUUAAGGAUGGCAGCACCUUCAAGGUGAGCGGACAUCGGUUGAAACCUUACUUUGAUGCCAAUAUUGAGUCUGAAGCACUCAAGGAGCCUCCACCACUCUCUUGUUGCUCACCAGAGUUUGGACGUCCGGCUGAAGACAUACAACUUAACGCUUCUUAG